Messenger RNA from Notothenia coriiceps (black rockcod), 842 nucleotides. Its product is annotated as Kv channel-interacting protein 2-like. Gene Ontology annotation, cellular component: voltage-gated potassium channel complex. Gene Ontology annotation, biological process: regulation of potassium ion transmembrane transport. Gene Ontology annotation, molecular function: potassium channel regulator activity; calcium ion binding. NCBI's taxonomy places the organism in Eukaryota, Metazoa, Chordata, Actinopteri, Perciformes, Nototheniidae. The transcript has 9 exons. The coding region runs from base 28 to 789 and encodes 253 amino acids. The record is from RefSeq and is a predicted model, not a curated record.
CGGGAAGAAGUGAUACAAACAACAAACAUGAAAUCCAGGAGUCAGGACCAGAGUUUGUCUGACUCCAGAGAGCUGGACAGAUCUUACGACCCGCUCACAGGUAAUCCACCAUCCAAACCCAACGAAAAGACCAUAAAGCAGCGCUUCCUCAAACUUCUGCCCUGCUGUCGCUCUGGCUCCAGCUCUUCCAUUACUCAAAGUAACAUAAGUGAUGAUGACGAACUGUCGACGGUGCGUUACCGACCGGAGAGGAUCGACCGCCUCGUACAGCAGACCAAAUUCACCAAGAAAGAGUUGCAGGUCCUCUACCGGGGAUUCAAAAACGAGUGUCCGAGUGGGGUGGUGAAUGAAGAGACUUUUAAAAGCAUCUACUCCCAGUUCUUCCCUCAUGGAGAUUCAAGUAUGUAUGCACACUUCCUGUUUGAAGCUUUUGACACCCACAACAAUGGAUCGGUCAGCUUUGAGGACUUUAUUGUCAGUCUGUCCAUCAUCUUGAGAGGAUCCAUCACCGAUAAACUCAACUGGGCCUUUAAUCUGUACGAUCUCAACAAAGAUGGCUGCAUCACCAGAGAGGAGAUGACAGACAUCAUGGGCUCCAUCUAUGACAUGAUGGGGAAGUAUACUUACCCCUGCAUGAAGGACAAUGCUUCCAAGGAGCAUGUUGACAACUUCUUCCAGAAAAUGGACAAGAACAAAGACGGAGUGGUCACCAUUGAGGAGUUCUUGGACACAUGCCAAAAGGAUGAAAGCAUCAUGCAGUCCAUGCACAUGUUCGACAAUGUGAUCUAAAUCUUUAGGAACUAGAUUUCUCUCUUCUGCGUGGACCUCAUCUAGUUCUUCAG